Molecule: messenger RNA, 423 nt
Organism: Morchella sextelata
Lineage: Eukaryota; Fungi; Ascomycota; Pezizomycetes; Pezizales; Morchellaceae
Exons: 2
Coding region: 1-423 (140 amino acids)
Source: RefSeq, a predicted model, not a curated record
AUGGCAACCCAAGACGAGACCCCCUCCUACACCACCACCUCUGGCGCAACAUAUCCCUCCUCGCUACACGCCUACGCCCUCCCCCUCCCCACACUCCUCUCGACACACCCACACAUCACCUCCUGCGCCGUUGGCGGCUUCAUCUUCCAUCCGACGCGUGGCCUCCUCCUCAUCCGCCGGGCGAUUGGCGAGGCCGCUUUUCCGGGGUACUGGGAGGUUCCGGGCGGAGGUGUAGAGGCGCCGCCGACAGACGCGACCCUGCUCGACGCGGUGGUUCGGGAGGUGUGGGAGGAGACGGGGCUGAAAGUCACCAGGCUGCUAAGGUGCUUUGGAUGUUUGGAGUUUCAGGGGCGCUCGGGGAGGUGGUGGAGAAAAUGGAAUUUUGAGGUUGAGGUGGAAGAGGGGGGUGGGAAGAUGUGGUAA